Thrips palmi is the source of this 372-nucleotide messenger RNA. Its product is annotated as ejaculatory bulb-specific protein 3-like. The transcript has 3 exons. The record is from RefSeq and is a predicted model, not a curated record. NCBI's taxonomy places the organism in Eukaryota, Metazoa, Arthropoda, Insecta, Thysanoptera, Thripidae. Bases 1 to 372 code for a protein of 123 amino acids.
AUGUCGAAGCUGCAGUUGUCUGCGGCCGUGGCCGCGCUGGCCGCGCUGGCGGCGUUGGCGCCGUCGACUCGGGCCCAGAAGCUGACCGCCGCCACCAUCCGCGCCCAGGACGUGGACAGCAUCCUGUCCAACGACCGCCUCCUGUCCAGCUUUGUCAACUGCGUCCUGGACAAGAAGCCCUGCAGCCAGGACGGCCGCGAGCUGCGCAAGUCGAUACCCCAGGCGCUGUCGACGGGGUGCGCCUCGUGCUCGCCGAACCAGAAAGUGUUGACGGAGAGGGUCAUCCGACACCUGCGCGCCAAGCGGCCCCGCGACUGGGCCGCCCUCACGGCCAAGUACGACCCCUCGGAAUCUGCUUCUCACUCCGAAUAA